AUGGAUUCGAAAAAUGCAAUAUUUCUCAGCUUAUGCCUCUUGGCUAUGGUUCUUCUUAUGUCCUUAGAGGUGAUAGCAAGUGACUUAACUGAGACUUCCUCUAAUACCAAAAAGGGGGUAAAUGAUGUCAAAAAUGAUAAUGGAGACGACGGUGAUAAUGGUAGUGAUGGUUACAACACUCGUUAUCCAGAUAAUGGUGAUGGUGGUUACAAUGGUGAUCAUGGUGAUGAGUAUCCGGAUAACUGUGAUGAUUUUCCGGGUAAUGGCUGGGGUUAUAAUGGUGGUUACCCUAGUAAUGGUUGGGGUUAUAAUGGUGGUUACUCUGGAAAUGGUGGGAGAUAUGGUGGUUUUUUUCCUGGCAAUGGUGGUUAUUUUGGUGGUUACCAUGGUCGUGGUGGUGUUUAUUUUGGUGGUUAUGGUGACGGUUACUUGGGUCAUGGUGGUUUCUAUUAUGGUGGUGGUUUUCCGAGUAAUGGUCACGGUGGUGAAAUUGUUGAUGGGGAAACUGAAGACAACACUCAUAACUAA
Messenger RNA from Lathyrus sativus (Indian pea), 528 nucleotides. The record is from the annotation of a GenBank genome assembly. Lineage: Eukaryota; Viridiplantae; Streptophyta; Magnoliopsida; Fabales; Fabaceae.